Molecule: messenger RNA, 1490 nt
Organism: Penaeus indicus
Lineage: Eukaryota; Metazoa; Arthropoda; Malacostraca; Decapoda; Penaeidae
Exons: 9
Coding region: 105-1490 (461 amino acids)
Source: RefSeq, a predicted model, not a curated record
CGGUAACCCAGGUGUGUGUAUGUCUCUGUAAAUAUUUGUAGAGGUUCCGUACCCAUUUCAGUGGAGAUUCAAAUAAGCGAGUAACCUACGAUGCUUAUAACUAUAUGACAAUUCCAUCACAGACUGAGGCAUCCGGCUUCCAGCUCUACCUGAACAAGUACCCGAGAUUCCUGGGGGUCGAGGGCCGUGCUGGAGACGAUUUCUUCCUCCUUUUACUGCAAGACGAAGCGCAGAUCCUUCCGUGUUCCAGCCACGGGUUUGCCAUCGCAACAUACGUCCUGGUCGCAGCACUCGUUUUGGUGAUUCUUGGAACUGGGAUCAUAGCUUGCCGUCUGGUGAUUUCUAAAAAAAACGAUCGCAAAUGGAAACCUCGAGACACAGAGAAUGCCGCAGAGGAACGAAAACUUUUGAGUUCAGACAAUUCUGUCUCACAAGAGAUUUCUAAAAAAAACGAUCGCAAAUGGAAACCUCGAGACACAGAGAAUGCCGCAGAGGAACGAAAACUUUUGAGUUCAGACAAUUCUGUCUCACAAGAGCAUGAGUCGGAAAGAGAUUCAAGGCAAGAUAUAAAAAACAGCCGGGAAGAUUUCGAGUUGACCCAGAGAGGAGACUGUUUCCAGACUUUGGUUAAUAACACUGUUAACAAGAAUGUGCACAUAACAGAAGCCCUGAAGACCUAUAAGGAAUACUUAGACGAAGUAUUCGCUUUGGCAAGAGAAGGUAAAUACCAAAAUGGAGUCAACAUUUGCCUGCGUCGGCCUGAACUCAUGGGAACCGUGAGGGACGAGGAAGGGAAGUCCAUUCUUCAUUAUAUCGCCUCCUGUAAAGCCGGGAAUAAGGCACCAGUGUGGACGAUUUCUGAUUUACAUGAAUUCAUGAAAGACCAUAACUGUCUUCCAAACGCGGUUGAUUAUAAAGGACGUACUUGCCUUCAUGUUUUGGCCGACGCUGCCGAAACUUCGAACGAUGAAGUCUCUUGGAACGGCGAGGCCACCACCCCGAAGGAGGCGUGGCUGAGACUGGCCCGGACUCUCAUGGACCUAGGCUGCGAUCCCCGGCGAACAGAUGGCGCUGCUCACAGGCCUGGAGGCAUUGCCAGGAUGAAGGAGAAACUGGAAUUAGCUAACUGUCUUGAAGAGAGAUGCAGAGAGGCGAUGCCACAAAGCCAGGUAGGUGAUACGCAAGCCAGCAUCCUAGAGGCAGUUCGCAAAGGUGACUUCCGUCUACUGGAAAAAAAGUUGUUCCUGUGCCAAUCGUUACUGCCCUUAGACGCCCAAGUUGACCCUCUGGCGGAGGCGGUGAAGUCCGGCAGGUUGAGAACCGUGAUGCUGCUCCUGAGUGCCGGUGCGCCGCUUUGCGGUCUGCCGCUCGUGUCUAUCACGCCCCUGAAAGCCGCGCACAUGAAUCCAUGUCUCCCCGUCCUCUUCCCCGUUCUCAUGAGGAAGAUGGUUGCUGGUGAUCCGAUGGUCGCUAGGGUCGUCUCGUGCUAG